Messenger RNA from Eimeria acervulina, 765 nucleotides. RefSeq lists its product as hypothetical. The transcript has a single exon. NCBI's taxonomy places the organism in Eukaryota, Apicomplexa, Conoidasida, Eucoccidiorida, Eimeriidae. The coding region runs from base 1 to 765 and encodes 254 amino acids. The record is from RefSeq and is a predicted model, not a curated record.
AUGUUUCAGUUGCCUCGGCGUUGGCUGCUGUUGGGGCCGUUAUUGCUGCUGCUGCUGCUGCUGCAUUUGCUGCAGAAGCAGCCAGCAGCAGCAGCAGCAGAAGCAGAAGAAGUAGAGGAAGACGAGGUUGAUAUUCCCUUUAUAGCAGAUGAGUGGAUAACAGCACCAUCAACACCAGCAGCAGCAGCAGCAGCAGCUGCCCAUGGGUCUCUGGGGUCUGGAGGGAUCCGCUCUCCUCCAGCAACAACAACAGCAGCAGCAGCAGCUGCUGUUGCUGCUGCACGUGCUGCUGCAGCAUCUUCCGCGGCAGCAAGCAGCAGUCCCAGCAGCAGCAAAAGCAGCACCCAAACCAGUCAAGAAGCAGCAGCGGCGCACAAGAGACGUCACUCCAGCAGCAGGAGCAGCAGCAGCAGCAGCAGCAGCAGCAGCAAGAGCAGCAGCAGCAAGAAUAGUACUUGGGAGCCUCACAGUCUGAGGCAGCCAGCAGCAGGAGCACUAAAGCUGCGUGCGGAUGGUAUUGCAAUAACAGAGAAGGAAGUAGAGAAGCUGCGGCGAAGCAAAAGGCGUCAGCAGCUGCAGCGGGACAACGAUGCGCUGCUGCAGCAGCAGGAAGCAGCAGCAAAGUUGUCUUCUGAUGUAGAAGUAGCUGAGAGGGACGCUACUGUAUACACCCCAAGCAAGUGGAAGACUAGACUUAGAACCCUCUUAUACUUCCUCAACAACGGAGGCAAAUUCCCCGAGGAAGGCUACUUCGAUGGCAUCUAA